AUGGUGACACGCAACUUCCACACAAACACAACCACGCACGUGAUGCUGCCCCGGGAGCUGUCCAAGCAGGUGCCCAAGACCCACCUGAUGUCGGAGGAGGAAUGGCGCCGGCUGGGCGUCCAGCAGAGCCUCGGAUGGGUCCACUACAUGAUCCACGAGCCCGAGCCGCACAUCCUCCUCUUCCGGCGACCCCUGCCCAAGGACCAGCCCAAGUGACGGGGGACCCCCCCCCC
Tachyglossus aculeatus (Australian echidna) is the source of this 233-nucleotide messenger RNA. RefSeq names its product cyclin-dependent kinases regulatory subunit 2-like. Gene Ontology annotation, biological process: regulation of mitotic cell cycle. The transcript is spliced from 3 exons. The record is from RefSeq and is a predicted model, not a curated record. Gene Ontology annotation, molecular function: histone binding; ubiquitin binding; cyclin-dependent protein serine/threonine kinase activator activity. Bases 1 to 216 code for a protein of 71 amino acids. Gene Ontology annotation, cellular component: cyclin-dependent protein kinase holoenzyme complex; SCF ubiquitin ligase complex. Lineage: Eukaryota; Metazoa; Chordata; Mammalia; Monotremata; Tachyglossidae.